GGCCGGGCACUGCAGGACUACACUUCCCGGCAUCCUAGGCGUCCGUAUAUGAUGACGUCACUGCGCGGCGCCCGUGUUUGCGGUAGAAUGUGUCGGGCCCUGUGUUUGGAUGUGGCGGCCGCUCCGGGGCCUCUCGCUGGUCGCUUGUCUUGAGAUGCCUCAUGCUGAGAAGAACUUUCCUAACCAUGUCCAUGAUUUAUCUUUUGAACCUUGCUUAAAAAAGUCCAGGCCGGACUAUUCCUCAUGGGCAAAGAGCUAUACUGAUGUCUACAAGGAGCAUUAUUCAGAAUCAAAGAACUGGAGUUUCUCAUCCGGCUCAGAAGAAAGAUACAAUCCGUCACACAGAUGGGAAAGUGGAACAAGUAGAGGUUACAAAGAUGUAAGACAUGAUACAGAGUCUUAUCUGGAGCCUCAAAGACAUCACUUGGGUCAAGAUGAUGCUAAUAAAAGAGACUGCAGUAAGACCGACAAGUGUCCAUUUGUACCUUCUGGAAGAGAAAAACGGGAAUAUGACCCUGAUGUGACAUUUUCAGGAACCAGUUCCUCUUUUAUAGGACCGCUAUGUCGACCUCCACCUAAAGAAGACUCUGUACCUAAAGUCACUAAAGAUCCAAAUGCUCCUCCUUCCUUCACAAUUGCCACGGUGGAGUUGGGUAAGUCGGCAAGUCAGUCCAAAGGCCAGAAUGGGAUGGACUAUGAACUGCGUCAGUUUUACAAAGAGUUGGAUGAGCUUGAAGCAGAGGCUGAUGACACGACUAAGCCGGUCACUCACACAGAUGUGGACAUCAAGCAGCGUAUCAGCCCUUACCCUGAUAAGACACCAGUGCCACCCACGGCCAACCAUCACCAUGGCCAAGUGCCUGCGUCACAGCCAUUCGGACCUCUCCCCAAUGCAGCUACAAACUUGGUAUCCCUUACCUGCCAUGUUAAAGAAGAACCAAGACCUUCACUACCGCUUCAUAACCAGUUUUCUUGUCCUGGUCCUCCUCCAACAAACUUUUUAUUUGGGGAUCAUUCAAUGCCACCUCCAAGAUUUGAAGGUCCUCCUCCACCUACUUUUAUAGUACCUUAUGGUCCUCCUCCUCCACGAUUCAACUAUCCAAUGACUUUUCCAAGGCCAAGUAAUGCACCACCCCCACCACAGUCUCCCAGCUUUACUUGCAAUGCUAGAAAUGAGCACCCUCCAUGGCCUGGACCACCUUUACCUCCUGAAAGUCGGUCCACCUUUCAGGGGGUUCCAUAUAAUAAACCAUUUUUACAAGGCACAGGUGAAAGGACGUGGAAAGACCCUCAGCAAAGUGAUUUUUGUAGACAGGAAGAUGAACGGAUAUUACCUCAUAUGGAUAAUGUGUCACAUGAGCAGUACAGAUUCAAGGAGAAAAAAGUAUUGGUGCUGUUAAGAGGAGUUCCUGGCUCAGGAAAAAGUACGCUGGCUCGUACUCUGCUCCGCCAGGCUCCUGACGGGAUUGUCCUCAGCACCGAUGAUUACUUUUGCCAGGAAAAUGGAUACACAUACGAUGUGAAAUUGCUUGGGGAUGCCCAUAGCUGGAAUCAGAACAGAGCCAGAAGAGCACUGAAUGACGGGUGUUCUCCUGUUAUUAUCGAUAACACGAAUAUCCAGAGCUGGGAAAUGAAGCCAUAUGUACAGAUGGCCAUAGAUAGGAGCUAUUAUAUAGAAUUUUUGGAGCCCGAUACUUGGUGGAAAAAAGACGCUCAUGAACUGGAAAAGAGGAACACGCACAGAGUCCCACGUGAAAAGAUUUCCCAAAUGUUGGAACGAUACGAGCAUGAUAUGACUGUCCCCGUGGUCAUGAACUCAAUGGAACCCCGUCUUAGUCGCCCUAGUCGCCCACCUCCAGAGGCCCGGCAGAGGUGGGGAGCCUCUGUUGACUGUUCACAUAACAGCUCCUCUUUCCAUAGCAGAUAACAGUCUCCAUCUUGCACAUAUCCCUCCCACAAUGCAUGUGCCCCCUUCCUGCAACUUUUUAUUUUUAAAUUUAAUUUAUAAAUAUGGAUUUACAGAUGCACAGAAGUGUUUUCUGGCAGAUUUGAUGCCAUUCCCUUUUUUAUUUCUGAAGAUUUUAUGGUGCAAGACAAACUGUAUUCUGUAAAUAAGUAUUUAAAGGGGUAUUCCAGGCCAAAACUUUUUUUUUAUAUAUCAACUGGCUCCGGAAAGUUAAACAGAUUUGUAAAUUACUU
This is a messenger RNA of Hyla sarda, 2199 nucleotides long. Its product is annotated as NEDD4-binding protein 2-like 2. Gene Ontology annotation, cellular component: nucleus. The record is from RefSeq and is a predicted model, not a curated record. Gene Ontology annotation, molecular function: transcription corepressor activity. The transcript has 6 exons. Gene Ontology annotation, biological process: negative regulation of transcription by RNA polymerase II. Lineage: Eukaryota; Metazoa; Chordata; Amphibia; Anura; Hylidae. The coding region runs from base 110 to 1927 and encodes 605 amino acids.